GAGAAAAUGGAGAGGCAGCCAUUGAUGCUCAUAUUCCUUACUUGAACUACCCGAUAUGAUUUCUCCUCUCAUUCCCACAUGAUUUCUCAUAUUGCUGCUUACAACGCCAGCAUCGUUGUCUCCCCAAUUCUCACCGUCAGCCACCAUGAGAUCCCCCCAGGCCCUCCGUAACGGCGGCGACACCCGCUCUCCCACCCCCGGUUUCCACUCCACUGUGGCCGAACGCAAACUGCGUCGUUUCAACUCCCUCAUCCUCGUCUUCCGCCUCACCUCCUUCUCCUUCUCCUUCGCCGCCUUCGUCUUCAUGCUCACCAACACUCGCGGCUCCGAUUCUCCUCACUGGUACGACUUCGACACCUUCAGGUACCCCGACCCUACUUCUGCUACCGAAAAUAACAAGGUUCCUAAUAUAAUCCUAAUUCAUAACCCAACCUUAGCAAGCUACUUCCCUACUUCAAUUUUCAGUAUUGUUUGGCUUCAAUCCCAAAACUUAUUGAGAAUGCGAAUUUUUAAGCGAAGACUUGCUUGUGCAUUCGUUAAUUUUGUGAAUGAAACCACAAAAUAUGCAGUAACAAAGAGCUUAGAAAUGAGGGAACUAAUGAAUUUAGUUGAAAAAACUUACAGAUUCGUACUUGCUGCGAAUGCUAUUGUGGCCGUGUACUGUGUGUUCGAAAUGGGAGCGUCUGUGUGGGAAAUCUCCAGAGGAGUUACGAUUUUCCCCGAAGUUCUUCAAGUCUGGUUCGACUUCGGCCAUGACCAGGUAUUCGCGUACCUAUUGCUCGCGGCGAGUGCUGCGGGGACGUCGAUGGCCAGAAGGCUGAGACUAACGGACACGUGUACGGCUAGCAACGCGUUCUGUGUGCAAGCAGACAUCGCGAUAUCCCUGGGAUACGCGGCUUUUUUGUUCCUAGGGUUCACGUCCUUGCUCUCCGGCUUCCGGGUCGUUUGUUUCAUAAUCAACGGUUCACGUUUUCAUCUCUGACAUUAUUUUUCAGGCUGCGUAAUCCGCCGAACGGCGUCGUUCCACAAGGAGGAAUUUGUUCGGUGGGUCCAGCCCGAUGCUUUUACUGUAUAGUGUGCCUACCAUGUACGCUGUGAUUUGCUGGGAAGAAAGCGAUAGUUAGGUUAGAGCAGUGAAAAUGUUCUU
Neltuma alba is the source of this 1147-nucleotide messenger RNA. RefSeq names its product CASP-like protein 4C2. Bases 146 to 982 code for a protein of 278 amino acids. The transcript has 3 exons. NCBI's taxonomy places the organism in Eukaryota, Viridiplantae, Streptophyta, Magnoliopsida, Fabales, Fabaceae. The record is from RefSeq and is a predicted model, not a curated record.